Rhipicephalus microplus (southern cattle tick) is the source of this 999-nucleotide messenger RNA. Its product is annotated as protein rtoA-like. The record is from RefSeq and is a predicted model, not a curated record. Lineage: Eukaryota; Metazoa; Arthropoda; Arachnida; Ixodida; Ixodidae.
AUGUCGGCGCCAGCGGGCAGCAAGCCUCCCCCAGAGGGUGCGAAGCCACGCAAGUCGUCCAAGUCUCAGAGCAGCAAGGACAGCCGCAGGAAAUCCUCGGAGAUGGAAAAGUCGGGCAGCCAGGAACAUAGUGGUGAGAAAGGAUCCAAGCGAAAAGACAGCAAAAGCAAAGACAGCAAAACAAUGGAAAGCCAGAGCAAGACGACCAAAGCUAGCGAGAGGACUCCUGACAAGUCGGGCGACAAGAGCCAUGAGAAGUCUGGCAGCGGCAUCAGUAAGGACAGUAAGAUUAAGGCCAGCAAGUCUAGCACAACGACCAGGGGCAGCAAAACGAGCAGGACUAGUGACAAGUCAGGUGAAGAGAGUAACGAGAAGUCGGGAAGCAAGACAGACAAGAGCAAGAGCGGGGAGCACAGUCAAGAGGAUUCCGCGAGCAAGUCUACCAAGACUGGCACUACUAGGACCGGCCCUUCCAAGACCGGUACUUCCAAGACCGGCACUACCAAGACGGGUGCUACCAAGACCGGUGCUACCAAGACCGGUAAGAGUAGAACUGAGAAGAGUGGCAGCAGGAGCGCAGAAAAAAGCCAAGACAAGUCUGGAAGCAAGACUGAGAAGAGCAAAAGUGGUGAGACCAGUCAUGAAAAGUCCGGCGGGAGCAAGACGGAGAAGAGUAAAAGUGGCGAGACCAGUCACGAGAAGUCCGGUGGUAGCAGGACUGACAAGAGUAAAAGUGCCGACCGAAGUCAUGAGAAGUCUGGAAGCAAGACAGAGAAGAGUGGCAGCAAAACUGAGAGGAGUGGAAGCAAAAGCGGAAGCAAGAGUGGAAGCAAAAGCACCGACAAAAGUGGAAGUAAGAGCGAUGAGAAAAGUGGCAGUAAGUCCGGCAGCAAGAGCGACGAAAAAAGCGGCGAGAGGACGAGCAAGUCCAGAAGCACUAGCCAGGAUAAGACCAAGGAAAGCCAAAGAGCAAAGCCAGCAGAAGAGAAGGGGACAUGA